AUGGGAUGCAUUCGGAGCAAACCGAUUCAUCGUCUGGAUGAAUUCGAGGAUGAGUACGUCUUCGAUAGCCUCGAUGAAUCUCAGUCUACUGGAUGCCAACUGAGCAUCAUCGAAAGUAAAUCCAAUGAGAACUCCUCUGACAUCAGGAGCCUUCCAGAGAAGAUGGAUAUUGAAAAUGAUUAUCAUGUUGCGAUCACCCAACGGAUCGUUUCCACCUCAAACGACAACGAGGAGAAAUCUUCUGAUGAUAUCAUGACAGAGAGAGUACAACUCAUCAAGGAUAUUGCAGACCUUCAGAUGGCCGAUUUAAGAAUGGCAAGGGAAAGGUUUCACAGAACCAUUAUCCAAAGAGAUGCCAGGAAAGUAGUUGCCUUACUGAAGAGGCAACCAUUCACUGAAGACACACAGAUUGAUGGGGAGAACGAAUCGUCUGCAAAGAAAGUUGCUAUCUUGCAAUUUGAGGAGGAGCAGGAGCAGCAGAAGGAAGUGGAGGAGAAUGAGCAAGAGGAGGAGGGGAAGUGCCAUUACGAAGACACAGUUGUACCCGAAUUCAGAUAUUUUCAGGAUAUCAUCGCCUCUCAGAUGGAAGAACUGAGAGAUGCCCGGCAGAGACUCCAUCGAUGCGUUAUCAUGACAAACGCUAUGAGAGUGGUGGAGGAACUGAGGAAACAGUCUGCGAGUGAUACGGAAGAGGAGGAGAAAGAAGAUGAAGAGGAGGUGGAGGAUCAGAACGAAGGAAAGGAAGAGGAGUCUGACAAGGAAGAGGAAGGCGAGAGGGAGGAUGACGAUAAUGAUGACGAGACGGAUGAAAACAAUAGAGACAAUUAUGAUGGGGAGCCUCAAGAUGAGGAAAAGGAGGAUGACAAGGUAAAAGAAGAGAAGCCUGACAAGAAAGAUAAGGAUGAGGAGGAUGACAAGGACGAGGAAAACGAGGAUGACAAUGAAGAUGACGAAGGAAAGGAAGAGGAGUCUGACAAGGAGAAUGAUGACGAGGAGGAUGACGGUGACGAGGACGAGGAAAACGAGGAGGAUGACAGUGAAGAUGACGAAGGAAAGGAAGAGGAGUCUGACAAGGAGAAUAAGGAUCAGGGGGAUGACGGGGACGAGGAAAGCAAGGAGCAGGAUGACAAUGAAGAUGCCGACGAUGAUGACGAGAAGGAUACAAACAAAGGCAAAAAUGGUGACGGGGAUCCUCUAAAUAAGGAAAAGGAGGAUGACAAGGGGGAGGAAGAGAAGAAGGAAGAGGAGAAUGUAGAGGAGGAUGGAGGGAGCGAUGGAGAGAACAUGGUCCAGGCUGAGAUAGAAGAACUGAGAGCUGCCCAAGAGAGAAUACACAGGUGCGUUAUAAGGAGAGUAGUGGAGGAACUGAGGGGACUCUCCCUUAGUGAUAAGGAGGAGGAGGAGGAGGAGGAAGAAGACACGGACAAAGGACAUGGACAGUAUGAAGGGGAGGAAGAAGAGGAGGAGACGGAGAUGGACGCCAUCGAAUAG
Messenger RNA from Lytechinus variegatus (green sea urchin), 1491 nucleotides. Its product is annotated as sarcoplasmic reticulum histidine-rich calcium-binding protein-like. The record is from RefSeq and is a predicted model, not a curated record. The transcript has 5 exons. Bases 1 to 1491 code for a protein of 496 amino acids. NCBI's taxonomy places the organism in Eukaryota, Metazoa, Echinodermata, Echinoidea, Temnopleuroida, Toxopneustidae.